Molecule: messenger RNA, 1825 nt
Organism: Bombyx mori (domestic silkworm)
Lineage: Eukaryota; Metazoa; Arthropoda; Insecta; Lepidoptera; Bombycidae
Product: aminomethyltransferase, mitochondrial
Exons: 1
Coding region: 349-1575 (408 amino acids)
Biological process (GO): glycine catabolic process
Cellular component (GO): mitochondrion
Molecular function (GO): aminomethyltransferase activity; protein binding
Source: RefSeq, a predicted model, not a curated record
AUUGUACUCCUGGUACCUAUACCUACUAAAAACAAAAAGAAACUUUAAAAUAGAUUUAUUUUGUUGAGAUUUUCAAGUUUAAUUUUAAUUUUAUUGAACUUUGGAAAACUGAAAUAUUGAACUUAUUUUUAGUACGACAGAGGAUAGUAAAUAAUAAAUAUAUUUACUUUUUAUUUUUGUUUACCCUAAUAAUGGAGUUAUUGUUAAUGCACUAUGACAUCGUAGUGUUAUCAGUAUUCCAUUUUUAUUUGACCUCUGGCUCUAGUACAAUUUAAUAAACAUUGAUAACGUCUUAAACGUAUGAUAGUAAAGCAAGUUCAAUCUCUUUAAAUAUUGUUAGCAGUCAUCAUGUGUUCAAUACUUUUGUUUGCUUCCAAACUCACUAGAGGCAGAGUUAGGUUACCAGUUUUUUGUAAUUACCGACAGUAUAGUGAUGAGAAAAGCCCGAUUAAAACUCCGUUAUAUGAGUUACAUAAGAAGUACGGUGGAAAAUUAGUGAAUUUUGCUGGUUUCCUACUUCCUGUGCAAUACGUUGAUACAAGUGUUUCUGCUUCCCAUCUUUUCACCAGACAGAAUGCAUCGAUAUUUGACGUAUCUCACAUGUUACAAACAAAUGUCAGCGGUAAAGAUUGCUUGCCGUGGUUCGAGUCAAUUUGCCCCGUGGAUCUUAAAGGGCUUGCGAACGGAUCGAGUUCACUGACUGUUUUCCUGAACGAUAACGGUGGGAUAAUUGAUGAUUUAAUAGUAACAAAAGUAAAUGAACAACAGCUCUAUAUUGUAUCUAACGCUGGUCGUUUAGAAGUAGACAAGCAGCACAUGCUAGAAACUUCGGAAUUGUUCAAGAAAAGAGGUAAUGACGUGAAUGUCAGCUUCUGGGAUGUGAACGACAGAGCACUUCUAGCACUACAGGGGCCGAAAGCAGCCAAAUUAUUGCAAACAUUGACUGAUUUUUCUUUAGAUGAUCUAGUAUUUAUGACAUCACGUGAGGGUCGUGUCGCCAAUGUUGGUUGCAGAGUGACGCGCUGCGGAUAUACAGGCGAAGAUGGUGUAGAACUCUCUAUUCCGGCAGAUAAAGCAAUCGCUGUUGCAGAAGCAUUGAUGGAAUCGAGUGAUGUGAAAUUAGCAGGACUCGGGGCUAGAGAUUCAUUGCGUUUAGAGGCAGGCCUUUGUCUUUACGGUAACGAUAUAGACGAAACGGUAACUCCUGUUGAAGCUAAUUUGACCUGGCUAAUAGCGAAACGUAGGCGACAGGAAUCCAACUUUCCCGGAGCUAACAUUAUAAUGAAACAGAUUAAAGAAGGAGUAUUAAAACGAAGAGUUGGUAUUAGAUUAGAGUCUGGACCUCCUGCUAGAAAAGAUGCAAUUUUAAAGGACCCAAUCAAUAAUAAAGAAAUAGGUAAAGUGACAAGUGGAUGCCCAACGCCCUCACUUGGCGGUAGCAUAGCAAUGGGAUAUGUUUCCGAAGCAUUCAAAAAAGUAGGUACUAAUCUUUUGGUGAACAUUCGUGGUAAAGACGUUCCGUGUUCUGUGGCUAAAAUGCCUUUUGUGCCGUCUAAAUACUACAUUAAAAAAUAAAACAAUAAAAUUGCAAUUCAACAUUUAUUGUAUGCCUUCACGAAGGUAACAGGUAAAAUAACUUUACUAAAUCUAGAUAAACUUAAUGAUGGAAUUGUUGAAAACUAUCUUCUAAACCAAUGGAAUAAAAAAAAACCCUAUUAAAUAAUUUUAACAAUUCGUAUUACCACGCAUUGGUUACUAAAAUGUACACAUUACUAAACAUUGGAAAAUAAAUAUGUUUGAAAAUAAUUAUGAAACUGAAUUUAAA